GGUGAAAAAAACGUGGAUAGUGAAAGAUACAGAGUUUUUUAUUAAAUUCACCGUUGUUUAAGCUUUUGUGCCCCAUGUCCUUUCCCACCUGGAUUUAAAACCUGCACGCGGCUGAAAGAUGGGGAAGGUCCCCAAGAAGAGGAGCCUUGCUGACAAGGUUCGGAAAACCAAAACCUCUGCCGAGAUCAAAAACAACCCGUUUGAAGUGAAAAUCAACAGGAAGAAGUUUGAGGUGCUGGGUAGGAAGUCGAAGCACGACGUGGGUUUACCUGGUGUGUCCCGAUCCAAAGCAAAUAAUAAGAGAAAGGAAACCCUCCUGAAGGAAUACAAACUGAAGAACAAGUCCAGCAAAUUGAUCGACAGGCGCUUCGGAGAGUACGACACCAACAUGGCGCCGGAAGACAAAAUCCUGAAGCGGUUUGCGAUGGAGAGGCAGCGUGUCCACGAUAAGAAGGAUGUGUACAACCUGAACGAGGAGGAGGAGCUGACUCACUACGGACAGUCACUGGCAGAAAUGGAGAAGUUCAAUGACAUUGGGAACAGUGAUGAUGAAUCAGAAGAGAAGGGGCUUUUGUCAGCUGAGCUGACCGCCUCCCACUUCGGAGGAGGGGGGGGCCUCCUGAGGAGGAAAUCUCCGGGGGAUCAGCAGCAGCAGCAGGAGGAAGAAGGAAGCCACCGAGCCAAGUCCAGACAGGAGCUCAUCGAGGAGCUCAUCCAGAAAUCCAAGCAGGAGAAGCGUGAAAGGCAGGUACAGAAAGAGGAGAGCCAGGAGCUGACCGAGCAGCUGGACAAAGAGUGGAAGAGCAUCCAGGCCCUGAUGGUGAAAAAGACGCCCAGAAGUGAAAGUGCCGACCAACCAGAGGAGAAGCCAAAGCCGGAGGAGUACGACAAGAUGGUGAGAGAGCUCGUCUUCGAGAUGAAGGCUCAGCCCUCGGAGAGGAUGAAAACACCCGAGGAGAUCGCUCGGGAGGCGAGGGAGAAGCUGCAGAAGCUAGAGGCCGACCGUCUGAGGAGGAUGAUGGGAGAGGAAGCUGUGGACAGCACACAGAGUCAGACUCACAUGUCUGCUGAUGACCUCAAUGAUGGCUUCAUCCUGGACAAGGAAGACCAGAAGACUCUGUCUUAUCAGGAUGGAAAGUGGAACAUUGGAGAGGAGUCAGAGGAAGAAAAGGAAGAAGAAGAGGAGGGAGAAGGUGAAGAGGAGGAGGAGGAGGAGGAGGAAUCAGGGGCUGAGGAGGAAGACGGAGAUGAAGAAGAAGAGGAGGACGAGGAGGGCAGCAGUGAAGAAGAAGAAGAAGAAGAAGAGGAUGGCCACUCGGACCUGGAAUCUGAGCAAGAAUGUGAGGAUGAGGAGCGAAACAAGGAGGGUGAAGAUAUCAGUACCAAACCGAGUCUGAGCAAAGAGGAGCUGAAGGCCCAGCAGGAGGCGGCUAAAGCAGAGCUGCCCUACACGUUUGCAGUUCCAGAGAACUACGGCGACCUGCUAGACUUGCUCGACGGUCACACCCCUGACAAUAAGCGCAUCAUUUUGGCCAGGACUCAGAAAUGCAACCAUCCCAGUCUGGCUGUAGGCAACAAGCUCAAACUGCAGAAACUGUUUGGCUUUCUGUUGGAGUACUUUGGAGAAAUGACCAACUUGAGGCCACCUGAACUCACCACCGUAGACAAGCUCAUACCAGAGCUGUACACUCUGUGUCAGAUGUUUCCAGAUGAGGCCUGUAAAUCCUUGCAGAACAUCUUCGGAGACGCCGCUCGCUGCGUUGAGGAGGUGCUUGACAUGAGAGGGCAGGCAGAUUUGCCAAAGCUGGACAUGCUUGUUUACCUGAAGGUGACAGCCCUGCUGUUUCCCACCUCCGACUUCAGACACCCAGUAACCACUCCAGCGAUGCUCUACAUCAGCCUGAAUCUCACCAAGGUUCCAGUGAGGUCAUUACAGGAUGUGACAAAGUGUUUGGUGCUGUGCUGUCUGGCCGUGGAGUACUUCUCUUUUUCAAAGCGCUUCAUGCCAGAGCUCAUCAGCUUCCUGGUUGGGAUGCUACAACUUGCUGUGCAGGACAAGACGUCUUUAGGUUGCACGGUGGCGCCGCCCUUCAGGCCAUCAGGGAAGUGCAGCGAGCUGCUGGUGCUGUCGGACUCCGAGUCAAGCAAGAGCUGGAGCAAGAAACGCCUUCAGCUGUCCGCUACGGAACAGCUGGAACUCAAUACCGACCUUGACAGAGAUCACCACAGGUUGACGUGUCUGUCUACGACCCUGGACCUGCUGAAGCGCUGCUGCCUGCUCUACAAAGACCUCUUGUCCUUCAGUCACAUCUUUCAGCCAGUCAGAACGCUGCUUUCCAAACACCUUUCAGCACAAACCUUACCAGAGCCCAUACAGGAGCUUCACGGGGAGGUCUUAGAGCUCAUCAGCGGCGCUCCUGUGACUCACAGUCCGCUGGUUUUAGAGAAGAAGAAGCCCAUUCCUCUGAAGCUGCUCACACCCAAGAUUGUUGAAGUGUUGGAUUAUGGAAAGAAGCGUGGCAGCUCCAGGGAGGAGAGGGAGAAGGAGAAACUGAAGCACAAGUACAAGAAGGAGUUCAAGGGCGCUCUGAGGGAGAUCAGGAAGGACUCGCGCUUCCUGGCCAGAGAGAAACUCAACGAGGUCAUGAACAGAGAUGCAGAGAGGAAGAGGAAGGUGAAGGAACUCUUUGGCAGUUUGGCGACUCAGGAGGGAGAGUGGAAGGCCCUGAAGAGGAGGAAGAAGAAGUGAGAAACAGAAUGUUAGUCGUCAUCUCUUCUCAAAUGGACCUCUCCCUCCUCCAGAUGGAUAACAUCUACAAGGAGGAAAUACGUGAAACAGGGAGCUACAGUUUUUUUUUUUACGUUUACAGAUUUAAAAAAAGAAAUCACAGCAUGGAUAUAUGAAACUGUCCUAUCUCAACCACACUUGAUACUGUUUGAGGAGGUAGCUGUCAGGAAUUUGCACCAAGCAGCCAAAUACUGUGAUGUAGGCGUUUGGAGUGACGAUAGGAUGCUGUUGUUGAAAGUGUCAGUCAACACAGCAGAUAAUAUUUGGUUUGCUAUCUCCAUUUUACAACAGAAUCCAUCACUAUAAUGUGCUUUAAAUCUACAAUAAUAAAAAAAAGCAUGUUUCUUUUCUCCCAUUUUCCAUCAAC
Labrus mixtus (cuckoo wrasse) is the source of this 3155-nucleotide messenger RNA. RefSeq names its product NOP14 nucleolar protein homolog (yeast) (gene nop14). The record is from RefSeq and is a predicted model, not a curated record. NCBI's taxonomy places the organism in Eukaryota, Metazoa, Chordata, Actinopteri, Labriformes, Labridae. Gene Ontology annotation, biological process: maturation of SSU-rRNA. Bases 119 to 2749 code for a protein of 876 amino acids. Gene Ontology annotation, cellular component: nucleolus; small-subunit processome; Noc4p-Nop14p complex. The transcript is spliced from 19 exons.